Molecule: messenger RNA, 5700 nt
Organism: Odontomachus brunneus
Lineage: Eukaryota; Metazoa; Arthropoda; Insecta; Hymenoptera; Formicidae
Gene: Gyg
Product: calphotin-like
Exons: 9
Coding region: 161-4414 (1417 amino acids)
Cellular component (GO): cytoplasm
Molecular function (GO): glycosyltransferase activity
Source: RefSeq, a predicted model, not a curated record
AUUCGUGUUGCGGCAGUGACAAAGAGUGUACGCUCGUUCCCCGUCAAUUAGUGUCGCGCAGCACUGUGCCGGCGAGUAGUGGGUGUGCGAGGAUCUCGUCCAUCGCUUUCCUCAGGGAAAGAAAAAACAACGAAGCUUCAGUUCGCCGCAAGCAUCAGUCAUGGACAGAUACGCAUGGGUCACGCUGGCUACAAACGAUGCCUACUCUCUGGGAGCUCUGGUCCUGGCGCACUCUCUACGUCGGGUCGACACCAAGUACGAGCUGGUCUGCAUGGUCACUCCCGGAGUGACCACGACGAUGAGAGAAAAAUUGGCGGCAGUAUUCUCCCUGGUACAGGAAGUCAAUGUUCUCGACUCGAAAGAUGAAGCGAAUCUGGCUCUGCUCGCUAGACCGGAAUUGGGCAUCACUUUUACCAAGCUGCACUGCUGGAGGCUAACGCAGUACGCUAAAUGCGUGUUCGUUGACGCAGACGCGCUUGUUAUACGAAAUUGCGACGAAUUAUUCGAGCGCGAAGAACUGUCAGCCGCGCCCGACGUCGGUUGGCCCGACUGCUUCAACUCCGGAGUAUUCGUAUACAAACCAUCUCAACAAACGUUCGCGUCAAUUAUCUCGUUCGCUGCGGCGAAGGGUUCAUUCGACGGCGGAGAUCAAGGAUUAUUAAACAUGUACUUUAGCGACUGGGCCACCAAAGACAUUUCCAAACAUCUACCGUUCAUCUAUAAUAUGUGCUCUACUGCGACAUACUCCUAUCUUCCCGCAUUUAAACAAUUUGGUGAGGACGUAAGGAUAAUACACUUUAUUGGCAUAACGAAACCGUGGUUACAGUACUUCGAUACUCUGACUGGUCUCGUCCAGCCACCAGCAGGUUCUGAACAUCUGCAACCGCUGUUGCAACUAUGGUGGAAUAUAUUCUGUGAGCGAGUGCAUCCCCAGUUAACUACCACGAUGGUUGCCACCAGAAUAUCGGGUCUAUUGUUGCCUGACAUCUCUCCCAAGCUCUAUAUAUCCGCUCCCGCAUCCUUUAUGUCCUGCGACGUAAACCACGACGCAUACAACGACAUUUCUAAGCAAGCGCCGGAUUUCUCUGAGUUUAAAGAUCCCUGGGAAGAUCACCUGUAUUACAGUGCGUUACAUAAGUCGCUUAACGAGCGUGUCGCAUUUACUAAUGAGAAUGAUUCUCAUGAGGCCAACCAAUUGUCAUCACAAACGAGUCACAGUUGCUGGAAAGAGGAGAGUGUUUCUUGUCAAACCGACCGCGUCACUGACGAACGUCAGUUUGAGCUUGAGCGCAAUCAACACAAUUACACUAUACACAAUGAAUACCAUCAACAUGUGAUUCCUCACUCGGAAGACAACUAUAGUCAGCAUUCCAUGCAACACUCUACACAUCAUCACUGGCAACCCAGUGAACGUGAACAGCAGCAACACAGUGUACAAAGACACCAUAAUGAGCAAUAUCAUGACGAAGAGAGACAAUCAGAUGAACAACAUCAACACUCUGGACAAUUCCAACAAGACAAUUAUCACAAAGCUAACAACGAAACGCCUUAUUAUUCCACUCAGCAUCAGCAGGUACACGAACAUUAUUACGCUCACGAGUGGCAAUCGCAUCCCGUCGAAGUGAAAUAUGAAAAUCAUGCACAACAUCAUGUUAGUGACAAUAAUCAAGCUAGUCAUCAAAAUUUAGACCAUCAUCAGUUCCAUGCUCAACGUACUUCUGAAAGUAUUCAAAGUGCGAGUAACGAACGGUCGUUGGAAGCUGUGGAUAAACGUAUAAACGAACCGAGAAUCGAUUCCCAUCCUCUCCCUUCCGCACCUAACAGCGAACUCCACAAUAUAGCCACGCAAACUGACCCGAGCACAUUCAACCAUGCGGGUAUUGCCGGCGCUCUGGCUCAAUUGACUCUCGGCGCGGCCAGGAGCGAGCAGCAGAUAGCCCUAGAGGAGCAAAUGAGAAAGCAGAGCUGGGAACUUGGACACAUCGACUACAUGGGUCAGGAUAGCUUUGAUAACAUAUGGAAGAAGAUCUGCGAAACACUUUCCCAAGCACAGCAACGACAAGCAAGCCCACCCAAGGAGGAUAAACCUAAAGAUGAGGGGUCUUCUAUCCUUAUUACGCCUACCGUACAGCCAGCUGCUAUUGUCGAACAAAAAACACCAGCUGCUGAGACGGACAAGGAUUCGACGCAAGAGCAAUCUCUAACAUGUAAACUAUCUGAGGAAAAGCUUCCAGCGCCAGUCAUCCCUGCUGAGACCCGUGAUGAAAAAGUCAUCGUCGCGCAACCUUCUGAACAGAAGACACCCGCAUUGGCUGCUGAAGAAAGUGUCACGGUGGAAGCUGCCGCAGUGAAACCGGUACAAUCCGUGCCGGAAGACGUUUGUAUGAAGCCGCCGACACAGGAAUCGCAGGACGUGAAACCGUGCGAAACGUGUACUGAAGUGUCUUCUCCGAAACCGCCCGUAGAAUUGCCACCGCCCGCGGAGACAACCGCAGAGCAAUGCAAGCUUGUGAGUCCAACAACGCAAGAAGCAACGUCUCAAGAUAAAAGCGAAAGCGUCCAAUUACCUGCGGAAGCCACACCACCAGCUAAACCGCAAGCAUGCCUUUUGACAAGCGCAGUUUGCAAGCCGCCUGUCCUAGAAGUAGUUGCUCCUGUUGUUCAGACCGAAACUGCACCAACACCAGCACCUGUACCAGCACCAGCACCUGUACCAGCAUCUGCACCAGUACCAGCACCUGCCGACGACAAGCCACAGCUCCCAACUCCUACUACUCCAGAAACAAUGCAACUUGCAGCUACUCCAGACACAACGCAGCCUAUUGCUAUUCCAAUCGGUGCAGACACUCCACAGGACAUCACUGCUUCCGCUGUAGCACCGAGCGAAACGUCGAUUCUAGAAAUUGGGAAGCCUAUAAUUGAAUGCACGACUGAUGUAACGCAGCCCCUGACGAUAGAUCCCAGCGAACGUCACGCGGAGAUGUUGCUGGCAGCUUCCGAAAUCUCGACCGUGAGCCCUGUGCCCAUCCAAGUUGCAGAAUCGGUUCUUCAAGCUGAGCCCAAGGAAUCCGUGUCGGGCACGGCAGCAGCUGUGAGCGAUCAGGCAAUUGCCACAACGGUCACUGCUGUCACGGACGUAGCUCCCACAAUAGCGACUGAGCCGAAAGAACAGGCUGUUCAAUUAAACGGAUUGUCGUGUGAUUCUGGGAAACGCGACGACGUUGCGGCUGCGGCUCCUAGUCCACCAGAAAAGACUGACGCUGCCGCUGUUGCUGAACCCACGAAGGAACCAGCGAGUGACUCGGUUACGGUGAAAGAUGUACCGGCGGAGGCGCAGCCGGUUGUCGAGGGGAAAGCAGAGCCUAUUAGUGUGGUAGCCGCAGAAAUACCGGCUGGGAAAGUGGAGGAAGAAGCAGCGAAACCUGCAGAACAGGUUCCGGUAGCAACAGGAACAACGGAAGCAGCACCUGCCGCGACGUCGGAAGCGAAAGAAACAAAACCUGCGGAAGCGAAAGAAACAAAACCUGCGGAAGCGAAAGAAACAAAACCUGCGGAACAGCAAGUAACGAAAACGGAGGCGACAGAAGCAAAACCCGCAGAACAAGUCGCACAAGUCGAACCGGCGGAAGAAAAACCGAAAGAAGCUUCAGAGCAGCCUACGAAAAUCGAAACCACGAAAACGAUCGCGCAACCGGAAGUUAAGAUAGCGAAACCCGAAGUAGCGGAAGCAAAACCCACGGAAUCUACUGAACAAGCGAUUAAAGCCGAAGCCCCAGCAGCGGUAGCGACCGCCAAACCACCUGGCGAAGUUCCAAAGUUAUCAAUGGCCGAGACCCCGCAACAGCCACCGGCAGAACCUGUCGAAGCGAAAAUUCCUUCGACGCCAACGGUGAUUGAGGCCACGCCACCGACUAGUCCGUCCGUAGAGAGCGCGCAGGAGACGGCUGAGGGUCAAGAGAAAGCGGCGAAAAAAAGCCUGAAGAAGUCCGACUCCGCGGACGGUACGGACGGCGAGAGCGCAGAUAAGAAGGCUGCGAAGAAAACGGUAAAAAAGGUGACGAAGAAGCCAAAGCCACCAAAGUCCGAGGAGACCGCCUCGGCGGCUCCGGAGGCAGCCCCUGCCGCCACUCCCGUCGCCGCCGCUGCCACCGCUACCGCCGCUGCCGCCGCCACCGGAGACAAUUCGCAGAGUAAGGCGAAGAAGACGGUGAAGGUCGUGAAGAAGAGCGGUGCUAAGAGCGGCCAGAGCCUCGAAGCCGACACGACGGUUCCGGAGACGCCACCGCCACCAACUACCACCACUUCCGCCGCCGCCGCCACCCCCGACGCGCCCGUCCCGCCUAAACGAAAGACGAAGACUAGUCCCCCGAGUGCAAAAGGAACGGCUGGCAAGAAAUUUGAGGCAGAAGAGUGAUCGGCCGAUCCAAGUCGACGAUGAUAAACUCGACCGACGCGGAGAACAUCCGAGGAUAUCCGAGGAAAUCCUCCGGACGUUUGUCGCGUUGGACGAGAACAUGACGGAGUCCUACGACAGGAGCGUUAACCCUUUCGAGAUCUUCUGAGACUUUAUUUUCGUAAAACUAACGUAGAAAAUUGCACGUAAAAUGACAUACGCGCGUGGAACAAAAUCAGUUGUUUAUUAAUAUACACCACCGUCGCGUACUAUAUAAUAUUGAUUUAUACUCAUUCAAAGCAUGCAACGAUGCCGUUAUGAAUCUCCGAUAAAUUCAGGACACGGUAACACCGUCUCGAAAGGGUUAAAGGUAGAACGCUAAAAAAAGAGAUUACACUUGCUAGUCUGUUACAGUUUUUUGAUACUUUUAAUAUAUCGCAAGAGUUUCUAUAUUGCCGUUGAGCUUGAUACCGCGUCCGCCAGAGGUGUCGAGCGAUAUCGAGUUUAAUCGACACAAUCUGUAAUCCGUAUUUAUACUCACUCUCUCUCUUUUUUUUUUUUUUUAUUAAUUAUGUUCGCACUCCCACACGCCAAGCCGUAUAGCACUCGCUUCUUCCGUAGUUAUCCGUUUCUUUUUUAAGUGCCGUAUUUCUGUAAUUAAAUUGUUUUCGCAAAUCGCCGCUACUUAAGCAGGAUCCGCAAACUUCUUCGGGCGAUAUACUGGGGACUGCUUGAGCAACUCGAUUUGGACACAUCUUAUCGCUAUUAUUAUAUCCAGCGAGUAUUUUAUACUUUUGUUUACUUGCUUUGAUGUGCAAUGGAUGCAAUGAUAUUGCAGUAGGAUGUAUCGCAGAACUGAGAAGAGAGGAAAUUAACUGUGAUUGAUCAGUUGUAACGUUCUAUCGAUUAUUAUUAUGAAUCUGUGUCGAUGAAACGACAUUGCAGUCGCAUCGCAGAUCAUUUUUUCUCGCAACUAUACUAAUAUUUGUGAAAAAUCAUCGUGGAGUUUAUAUUUUAUUUAUGCAUACAUAUAUAUAUACGUUAUAUAUAGCGAAGUCUUGUUAUGGCGCACUUAUUUACAUCGACUGAACGAAAAUCCGUCAAUUGUUACAAAUUUGUGAAUUUAUCAGAAACAAUAUAAUAGAGAUCGUGUUAGAUUAUCACAUUCGAGAGCGAUAUAACGUUGCGAAAGCAGCAAUUGAGAUAUCACGCAAUAAUUCUUAGCGUAACUGUUCAUCCUUUUGUAUACUCUCUCUCACACAUGUGUAUCAUGUUUAUUAAAUUAUAUUUUUCAGUGUGUAUUUUUA